Molecule: messenger RNA, 949 nt
Organism: Scomber scombrus (Atlantic mackerel)
Lineage: Eukaryota; Metazoa; Chordata; Actinopteri; Scombriformes; Scombridae
Exons: 3
Coding region: 425-949 (174 amino acids)
Molecular function (GO): protein-disulfide reductase activity
Source: RefSeq, a predicted model, not a curated record
GUGUAUUGAUCCAAUACCAUUGAGCUUAGUGGGACGUCUCAGCUGUCAUAACACACACACCCUCAACACGCCUGCUUCAGCCAUGCUUUGUGGUCGGGUGGCUGAAAAGAUGCACAUUUUGUAAGAAAUGAUCUCUCUGAAAACUAAAAAAGCAAAUGUGAGUGCGUGAGAUACGGUCUGCUAACGUUAGAGGUUUCUGUCAUCCGGUUUGUGUGAACAGCAUCAGCAGGAGACCUCUGUUUGUGUUACUCAACUAUACUUGUGUAACACAUGAAUGGUGGCUAACGUUAGCAGUGACUCUUAGCUGCACCAAAGUCAAGCAGUGUAAGUUACAAAAGCUUAUUUAACCAGCGACUGUGCAUCUGUUUAACUAGGUACAUACAGUUGCCUGUAGUCACUUUAGUUGGUUCAGCGUAUUUUCCAGAUGUUUUCCAGAGGAAAAGCAUGUUUUGCAUCCGGGUUAGCCAGAUGGUAUAGUUGUGUAAAUGCAAAGACUGCUAUUAAAGUGACGCCUGCACUGUGCAGACAUCAGCAUCGGACCUGCAGCUCUGAGUCUGGUGUCAAGGUGCUGUAUGAUGGGCUUUGUCCCAUAUGUGUGACGGAGAUCCGGUUCCUCCAGUUCCUGCAGAAAAACCGGCCUGGGAGGGUAGAUUUCGUCGACAUUUCGCUUUCAGGCUAUGAUGGAGAAAAAUACAAGGGUGUCAGCUAUGAGAUGGCCAUGGAGGAAAUGCAUGUGAUUGAUGAGAAAGAUCAGGUUCAUCGUGGGGUCCCAGCAUUUGCAGUCAUGUACAGCGCAGUGGGCCUUGGUUGGUUGGGUCGCUUCAUGAUGUGGCCGCCUGUGAGACCAUUAAUGGACAAGUCCUAUGCCGUCUUCGCCCAGAAUCGCUUAAAGUGGACCGGGCGUGGGGAAGAGUGCACCACGGGACGCUGUGAAAAGAAAACACGUUGA